GCCUUCCUUCCCACUUCCGCCGCACCGGAGCGGAAGGCCGGCAUAUCCGCCGCGCCGCGUGGUGCAGUAUCGUGGAGCCCUUCGGCAUGGCGGCGUUUGCCGGCCCGGCAAAGCCGUUCCUGUCCCUGAACCCACAGGAGGACGCCAAGUUUCAGAAGGAGGUAGCGCAGGUCCGCCUGCGCGCCAGGCAGCAACAGAAGCAGAAGCAAAAAAAACUGACUCCUGGAGUAAUCUACGUGGGCCACAUACCUCCAGCACUAUAUGAAACCCAGAUCCGGGCAUAUUUCUCCCAGUUUGGCACUGUUACAAGAUUCAGGCUGUCCAGAAGUAAAAGGACUGGAAAUAGCAAAGGCUAUGGCUUCGUGGAGUUUGAAUCUGAAGAUGUUGCCAAGAUUGUUGGUGAAACAAUGAACAACUACCUUUUUGGUGAAAGACUCUUAAAGUGUCAUUUCAUACCACCUGAAAAAGUGCAUGAGGAACUUUUUAGAGAGUGGCACAUGCCAUUUAAAAAGCCGUCAUAUCCAGCAGUGAAGCGGUACAAUCAGAACCGGACGCUUCUUCAGAAGCUACAGAUGGAGGAGCGAUUUAAAAAGAAAGAAAAAUUGCUCAGGAAGAGAUUAGCUAAGAAAGGAAUUGAUUAUGAUUUUCCUUCAUUGAUUAUACAUAAAAAGGGAAAAAAUGCUUCAAACACCAAUCUUCAGAAAUCUACAAACAGCCAGGUUUUUUCAAAGAAGAAGAAUCAAAAAAAGGCUUCAGGCCCUCUGAAAAUUCCUGAGAAGACUGUAGAUAGCCAGGUUUUACCAAAGAAGAAGAAGAAGAAGGUGUCAGGCGCUCAGAAAUCUCCUGAGAAGCCUGUGGAUAGCAAGGUUUUUUCUAAGAAGAAGAAUCAAAAAGAGGCUUCAGGCUCUCUGAAAACUCCUGAGAAGACUGUGGAUAGCCAGGUUUUACCGAAGAAGAAGAAGAAGAAGAAAAAGGUGUCAGGUCCUGAGAAAUCUCCUGAGAAUCCUGUGGAUAGCCAGGGCCCCACACCAGUUUGUACACCAACUUUUUUGGAGAAACGAAAAUCUGAAGCAGCUGUGAUGGAUGAUGACGAUAAAGAUAAUGAAAUAGUUUUCAAACAGCCAACAGCUGGUGUAAAAGAAAUUCAGGAGACUCAAAUGCAUAAACGCUCAUGGAGAAAAAGACGAAGAAAAAACAGUCAGUGCUUCUGAAUACAUUAUAUAUAAUAUUUCUAAUGUAAUGUGAUUUUUUUUGUAUUAGGUAAAGUGAAAUGCAACCAUUAUAAUUUUUGGAGGAGUAAGAAAAACAGUGGUCUGGCUUUCUUGGCAGUUUUCUUGCUGUCUUUGGUGACUUGGCUGGGAAGAAGGGUUACCACUAACUGCAGGCUUACUCAUCUGCAGUAUUUGUUGUUAAUAUCAAAGAAAAUAAAGUCUCCCCUGACCAUC
This is a messenger RNA of Manis pentadactyla (Chinese pangolin), 1445 nucleotides long. It is a transcript of the gene NIFK, whose product is annotated as nucleolar protein interacting with the FHA domain of MKI67. Gene Ontology annotation, molecular function: RNA binding. Gene Ontology annotation, cellular component: nucleolus. Gene Ontology annotation, biological process: maturation of LSU-rRNA from tricistronic rRNA transcript (SSU-rRNA, 5.8S rRNA, LSU-rRNA). The coding region runs from base 87 to 1211 and encodes 374 amino acids. NCBI's taxonomy places the organism in Eukaryota, Metazoa, Chordata, Mammalia, Pholidota, Manidae. The record is from RefSeq and is a predicted model, not a curated record. The transcript is spliced from 10 exons.